Penicillium cataractarum is the source of this 1302-nucleotide messenger RNA. RefSeq lists its product as uncharacterized. Lineage: Eukaryota; Fungi; Ascomycota; Eurotiomycetes; Eurotiales; Aspergillaceae. The coding region runs from base 1 to 1302 and encodes 433 amino acids. The transcript is spliced from 3 exons. The record is from RefSeq and is a predicted model, not a curated record. Gene Ontology annotation, molecular function: proline dehydrogenase activity; sarcosine oxidase activity; flavin adenine dinucleotide binding.
AUGAACAAAGACAGCAAAGUUGUGGUUAUCGGAGCUGGGAUCUUUGGCCUUUCAACAGCCUACCAGCUCGCAUCUGAGGGCUAUCGUAACGUGGUCGUCGUCGACCGACACAUGCCACCAGUCCCGGACGGAUCCAGCUCUGAUAUUUCCCGUGUCAUUCGAUUUGACUAUGCAGAUGACGACUACCUCGAACUUGGCUACGAGGCCUACCUGAAAUGGCGCGACAAUCCCCGCUACAAUGGCAUUUUCUCCCCUGCUGAAUAUCUCUUGGUUGGCAAGACGAGCCCCUACGGGCAGGACUGGAUCACGAAGACAACAGCUGCACUUGACCGGAUGAAGUUGCCCUGGUACAAGCUUGAAAGUGCCGCUUCUACCAAGAAGCAGUUCCCUGUUCUAACUGGAGAUCUUGCAAAUCCUGGAUUUUUCGGGUACAAUAAUCACCAAGCUGGUUGGGCGGACGCCGCUAAGGCUGUCGCUCAGCUCCGAGAUGACUGCUUUGAACUCGGUGUUUCGUUCAUUUGCGGUCGGGGAGGGACCGUAGUUGGAUUUGAAACCGACUCUCACAAAACCAUCAAGGUAGCUCGAACCCUUACUGGUACUCUCAUUGAGGGUGACCACUUUGUGCUGUCGGCCGGGGCUUGGAUGUCGGGCCUAGUUUCCUUGUAUAAUUCUACUCUAUCGACCGCGCAGGUGCUGGGAUACGUUCGGCUCACGCCGUCCGAGAUGGAAAGGUACAAGAAUCUGCCUAUCUACUCCAACUUUUCGACCGGAUGGUUCAACUUCCCACCACAUGAAGACACCCAGACAUUGAAGAUGGCAAUCCACGGAUGGGGGUAUACCCGCACACCCACCGCGGAGGACCUCAACACUAACAAGUCAAAUAUUUCGACGCCGCCAUUGAUCCCUCCCCGCGAGCGUCGCAACUUUGUCCCAGCCGAUGCAGAGUCCCGUUUAAGAGCUGGUCUCCAAGAGAUUCUACCUGAACUUGGAAACAGGCCCUUUGAGAAGCUAGCUAUGUGUUGGUAUACAGAUACUCCAAGUGGAGACUUUGUCAUGGAUUGGCACCCUGACUAUUCUAAUCUGUUCAUUGGAGGCGCCGGCAGUGGGCAUGCAUUCAAAUUCUUGCCGGUGCUUGGAAACUACUUGUCCUUGGCUCUCAAAGGACAUUUGCCUGCUAAACUGGCUCAGAAGUGGCGGCUCCGAAAAGACUACGCAGCUGAGAAUGACACAUUCAAGGGGGACGGCAGCCGUGGUGGCCCAACCAGACGAGAGUUGGAGUCGCAGGAACGGGCAAAGCUGUAA